This is a messenger RNA of Parnassius apollo (apollo), 957 nucleotides long. The record is from the annotation of a GenBank genome assembly. Lineage: Eukaryota; Metazoa; Arthropoda; Insecta; Lepidoptera; Papilionidae.
AUGCAAAAACUGACGGAGCGCAUAGACGACCUGAAGCAGAGAAUCGCUGCUUGGGGAAAGCGGAUUCGGCGAUAUACCGAGAGGUCGACACGGUUCAACCAGAAUCGUCUCUUCCAGAGUGAUCAGAAUAGGUUCUAUAAAUCAUUGGAGCGACCAAUGGUAAGUGGAACGGGCCCAGUACCGAAUCAGGCCGACACGGUCGCAUUCUGGCGCAGCCUGUGGUCAGAGCCCGUAAACUACAACAAGGACCCUUGGACGGAAGUUGUGGCGAAUCAGUGUGCGGGUAUUACGCCCAUGGACCCCUUCACCAUAACGCCGGAUGACGUAGCUGAGGCGGUCCGUAGGGCCCCGAACUGGAAAAGUCCCGGACUCGACGGGCUGCAUCACUACUGGCUGAAGGGGUUCGUGGUGUGUCACACUGUGCUCGCCCGACAGUUUCAAGAGGUUCUCAACCAGAAAUCGCUCCCGAGCCUCUUCACUACUGGGAUCACCCAUUUGGUUCCUAAAGGCCAGGGGCGAAAGGGGGAAGAAAUUGGAGGUUUUGCCUAUCGGGCUAGGAUGCAUCGACUUUUUGCUGACCUCGAGCCAGCUAUAACCGUCACCGAGCAAAACCUGGUAGACCGAGUUCGGUAUAUCUUGCGCUCAAAUAUAUUUGAUGUCGCCGAACUCGAACGACAACGACUUAAGGCUGUUCCCUCUACGGAUGAAAAUGCUACGGCUGAGGUUGCGGCGCCACAACUUACAAUGCAACCCGCAAACGUGGAUGCCGCCGUGAAUACCCCAGUUGUGGUUGAUUCAAACUAUGAUGGAACAGUCGCCCAGGAACUGGAAUUAGAGCAAAUGAGGAGUACAUUGGAAGAGGCGAUUGUGGAAACGCGCAGUACGCCUCUCGAAAAUCGACCGCGACUUCCCCCGCAUAGCCCUAAGCAAAAAUCGAUAUCCCAGCCUGGAGAAUAA